This is a messenger RNA of Aspergillus ibericus CBS 121593, 739 nucleotides long. RefSeq lists its product as uncharacterized. Lineage: Eukaryota; Fungi; Ascomycota; Eurotiomycetes; Eurotiales; Aspergillaceae. Bases 93 to 476 code for a protein of 127 amino acids. The record is from RefSeq and is a predicted model, not a curated record. The transcript has a single exon.
UUUUUACUACAAAAGUAGAAAGACAAAGGCACGGCGGUACGAAGAAGACCUCGGGGCGAUUCAGGGCAUGAGUUCUUUUCAUUUCCUUUUCCAUGAUAAAGUCGGAGUUGGUACCAUUUGCUUUUCUGGUCGCUUUCUGUGUCCUAAUAAAAGAAACCACAAUUGCUUCUUCCAUUUAUCAUUCUAUUCUUAUGAAUAUAUAUCAGGUUUAUGAUCCAGACUUUCACUUGCAUGGAUACAAUGUUCUAUAUCUCUUGAGUAGUAUCUCUCUAAGAACACAAAUCUCGCAAAAUUGCACGGUUUUCAUAUAUAGCAUCUUUAUGUCAUCUCUUCCCGAUAACAUAUGUCAUUUCCCAUCAAAAAAAACACCAGGCCAGCGCUCUUCUGACCAGCAGAAACCAGAAACGGGAGGGAGGGGGAAGGGGGGCAAAAAAAAAAGAAUCAUGGGGAUCUCAUUGAAAAUAGAAAUGAAAUAACGUAACAACACCCGAAACGUUCCAGUAAAAGGAAAAAGGAAACCCCGAGGCAUCAAAAAAGAGAAAAGAAAAUCGGUUCAAUCAUCAGUUUUUUUUUGAUCUUCCCCCUCCCCUAAGAAAAAGCCGCGGGCUCACCCCGAUCAAUUUACUUCUUCUUGGGGAACUUGUCCUGUCCGAUGCCGGUACCUCUCAGCUUAACGUUCAGCACACGCUCCAUGGCACCGAGAACCUUCUGGUCGGGAGUAGCAGUACCCCGCUCGAAG